This is a messenger RNA of Monosiga brevicollis MX1, 1499 nucleotides long. RefSeq lists its product as uncharacterized. Bases 232 to 1293 code for a protein of 353 amino acids. The transcript has 9 exons. The record is from RefSeq and is a predicted model, not a curated record. NCBI's taxonomy places the organism in Eukaryota, Choanoflagellata, Craspedida, Salpingoecidae.
AAGAUCAACACCCAGGACGGUGAGGCCGCGUUGCUCAAGCAAGCCUUCGACGUAGCCACAGCCGCAACCAAUGCUCACGAUGGUGCGAACUUGGAUGCGGUGCAGUGUCUGGCAGAGAGCAUCGAGCUCAUCAGCGCUCAACGUGACACAGCUGGAGGCCGGCGCACUAGGCACGAAACCAAAGACCAGAGGAGCAUACAAUCAAGCAAGACAGCGAGACCGGAGCGUGCCAUGUCGGGCCUGAGUGACAACGUCAAGAUGAUGUUGAACGGUGACAACAAAAUCCGCCUCGGCCUCAUUGGCGUCGCUGGCUUCUUUAUUCUCAUUGGAAGCUCGCUCCUCUGGAAUUACCAGCACAAGUCCCAAGGCAGCGGAAGCACCGGUCCUGAGAAGGAUGGCAACGCUUCAACGCAAUACUUUAUCUUUACCUCUUGGAUCUUCAUUGUGUGCUGUGCUGGCGCCCUUCUCCUGCGCAACAGCUACAAGUUUCAGCUGCUAACCACCAUUCCACUUCUUCUCAUUGUCAUGACCCACCAGGUCGGCAUCAUUGGUGCCGACUCUGCCACCGGUACCUUCUCCCACUGGGGCACCAUGACCUUGGUUAGAAAGCAGAUUGAUCUCAUCGGCGAUUCCAAUGACGAGCUCAAGCAUGAACUGCAAAAGGCUCUGGCUGGCGGUGUCCUGAAUCUUUUCGGCUUUUAUCUGGGCAUCGCCGCCGUGAUUGCUCAAAAGCCGGACCUCAACUUCAAUAUUACACCAGAGCUCAUUUCCCUCGGCGCUGGUGCCGUUCUCUCCUUCCUGGGCUGCAUUAUCCUUUGGUCGUGCGAUCCCGUGGCCAACCCACUUUAUGGAACAAGCAGCCGCUCGGGCGGCUCCUCAGCUGAUCCUUCGGGCUCCUUCCUGAUGUACAGCUUCACCUCAUUCAACGUGUUUCUUGUGGUGCUUACGGCUGUGGCACUCUUUUGCCGUCACCGUGCCGUUGCACUUUUCAGCUUUGUUUUUGCGGCGUAUUUUUCCUUGUUUGGUCUCUCGUACGCACUGGGCAUCAGCGCGUCGUGCGACGAGAAGCACGUGGACCAGGGCCGUGCGGGUGCUCUUUUCGUGUGGUUUUCAUACCUCGCUUUGACCGUGUCGGCCUACUUUGCCUCGGCCGAGCUCGAGCCUACAGACCGCGAACUGGACGGCUAUGCCGCCUAUGAUGACGAUACCGAGGGUCUUCAUCCGGAAGAUAACACAUACAAUCCCGUCGAGGUCCAGCAGGCCAGCCCGAGCUUGCCUGCGACCACAGCCUAGAAACCCGGCUGGACUUUUGCUCCGCUUGAGAAGAUUCGGUGAAGACUGACGGCCCUGCGAGUUUUGUUUUGUGACUGGCAUUGAAGCAGAGUGUUUUCGUCGGCAUACACGAUGGAUGCGCGCUGAGAGCUGGGCUGCAGGCAAGGUUUUCAAAAAAGCAAAAACAAAAUAAAUCUGGGUCGUUACAAUUGAGUUUUCAGGCCCAG